Messenger RNA from Amyelois transitella, 1235 nucleotides. Its product is annotated as homeobox protein ceh-2. Gene Ontology annotation, cellular component: nucleus. NCBI's taxonomy places the organism in Eukaryota, Metazoa, Arthropoda, Insecta, Lepidoptera, Pyralidae. Gene Ontology annotation, molecular function: DNA-binding transcription factor activity, RNA polymerase II-specific; RNA polymerase II transcription regulatory region sequence-specific DNA binding. Gene Ontology annotation, biological process: regulation of transcription by RNA polymerase II; regulation of nervous system development. Bases 159 to 1136 code for a protein of 325 amino acids. The record is from RefSeq and is a predicted model, not a curated record. The transcript is spliced from 3 exons.
GCGGCGGCAACACGCGUCUGUCAAAUUUGAAUUUCGAAUAGUAAAAACUGUUAUUUCAAAUUACGCGCCAGUUCUAUAUAUAUAUAUUUUUUUUAAUUACCAUUUGUGCCAAUAAUUUAAAUGGAAUAGUGACUGUUUUUUUUUUAAAGUGAGUGAUUAUGGAAUCCGAAAUAAAUGAAACACAGACUCAAAAGAAAACACCUAAGCCGUUUUCAAUUGAAUCUCUAAUAGGGAGUGACAGGAAAUCUCCGGAAAUAGACAUAGAAAAUAACAUAUCAGAACAUUCGAGAAAUUCGGAGGACGACGACAAUGAAAGAUUGGAGGAAAUUAACCGGAUGCGGUAUUAUUUUAAUGCGCCAUUUUUGCAACAAAAUGGCGUUAGUUUUCCUUUUUUAUUGGGCUACCCUGAGCCGUGGUUGUCGAGGGUUUUUCGACCAGGCCCGGCUGUGACUGAGAAUAAGGAAGAAGAGAAGAGAGAGAGUCCGGUCAGCGUUGGGAGUGAAGUUGAGAGUGAUACGGGAGAGGAUAAUACGCAAGCAGGCAACGACUCUGACCAAGAAGAGGACAAUGCUGACACCCCCCGCGAGAGCAAGGCCCGCCGCAGAAGGACAGCGUUCACCUCGGAACAGCUCCUGGAGCUGGAGAGAGAGUUCCACGCGAAGAAAUACCUCAGCCUGACUGAGAGAUCGCAGAUAGCGUCCGCUUUGAAGCUCAGUGAGGUUCAGGUAAAAAUAUGGUUCCAAAAUCGCAGAGCUAAGUGGAAACGGGUGAAAGCCGGCCUCGCAUCCGGCAGCCACUCCGGCGGGAAAAACGGAUCCGGCACGAAAAUCGUCGUCCCCAUACCGGUUCACGUGAACCGUUUCGCCGUGAGGACCCAACACCAUCAGAUGGAAAAACAAAACGGAUUGCAAUAUAGAAUAGAUAGGACCCAACCUAUUCCUAGUAGUUUAUUACAAUCACAGUCAUCGGCGUUUUUAAGUGCAACAAAAUUAUCUGAUAAUCGACAAGAUCCGAUUAUUAUAAAUCCGCUAAGUCGCAACACUAUUUAUGACGCGAGCAUGUCCGCUAGAUUGGCAACGAUGAGUCAGGCUGCCAACUUAAGACAUUUUUCAAGUCAAAAUGGCCGACCCAGUUAAUUUUAGGUUAUUUUUAAGAUUGGACCACUUAGAUUUAGAAUUAGUGUAAAAUAGUAAGGUUGAUUUAGGUAAGGAUUGUAUUAUAAUUGUGAUUAAAGA